This is a messenger RNA of Erythranthe guttata (spotted monkey flower), 588 nucleotides long. NCBI's taxonomy places the organism in Eukaryota, Viridiplantae, Streptophyta, Magnoliopsida, Lamiales, Phrymaceae. The record is from RefSeq and is a predicted model, not a curated record.
AUGACCGAAUACGUUCGAUUAUUCGAACGAGGAUGCCUGUAUGCCCCAUUUAUCGCCAAGGACGUCGAAGAAAAGAAAAACCACUUCACAAGGGGACUACAACCCGAAAUCCGAAGGGAUAUCCGCAUGUCCGAUGCCACCACCUUUCGCCAGAUGGUGGACAAAGAACUAACGGCUGCCCAAGAUGAGAAUGAGAUUCAACAAGGGAAGCGGCCCCAACCACCCACACCACGACCUUGGAAGAAAGCCCACUUUGGGAAUCACAAAUUCAAAGGGAAGAAGGUCCAAAAUUCAAACCCUAAACCAGUAGCGCCAACGACCAAGCCAACUUGCUCGAACUGCGGAAAGGCACACUUUGGGAUCUGCGUAAAAGACAUCGAGUUAUGUUUUCGAUGCAGAAAGCCCGGCCAUAAAGCGAGAGACUGCCCCAACGCUCAAACUCGAGUCCCCGGCCGCGCUUUUGCCAUGACCCGGGAACAAGUACGUCAAGAUCCGACGAUGAUCGCAGAUACCGUUCUUAUUCUUGGGGAACCCAUGUAUGCUUUGAUUGAUUCUGAGGGAGAGAGGGCACAGCUUGCUAAACCCUAA